CGCACUUGCUUGUCCACUCAGCUGCAGACAGGCCUUUGGGAGGCUUCCACCUUUUGGGGAUUGUGAUGGCUGCUUCUGACCUGCACCUCGCCCAGAGCCAGGGGCUGGUGGAGCCCAGUAGGUGCCUUGUUCCUCUUUGGCCUGGGAGGGCCCUGGGGUUGAGGGAGGGCCUGAUCAGUGGGAUCCAGCCUCCCACUGCCACUGGGCCAUCUGGCCUCAUCUGUCUGACUGCCACUGGUGAACUCAUCUGUCCACCAUGAGUUUCGAGCGCCGAGUGGCAGGAGGUUUGCGGGCAGGGGAUGGACUGUUCACAUCUUCAGGGUGCACAGUCUAUGCUGGUCCUUGCAGGCCCCGGCUAAAGCUUCCGCCGUCCGUAAGGGGUUCAGUAUGUAGUCGGACCCCUUUGCUUGUGCCUUAGGCCUUCUGUGAUCUGACCUGUCGUCCUCACCCACCACCCAUGCCCUGGGGUUUCACUGGGCUGCCAAGAGCUCCUUCCUCAGGCCCUUGACCCAGGCUGUCUGCCGUCCCCCAUUCUCUCCCUGUCCACCUGGCCAGCCACUGCCCACUCCCUCCCAUCAGGCCAACUCAGCGGUCCCGGCUGCUGGGAAUCCCACACUGCCCCAGACUGAGGCUACAGUGUGUUUGCGAAUCGCCUGUUUCUGCUUGUUUCGUCUUGGUGGGUGGGGGCUGCUCCUGUGGCCCAGGGGUGUCCUCCCAGCUCCUGUGUCUCCAUGUGCUGCAGGCCUGCAGGGGUGCCCGUGGCUGCGCCAUUCACGCCCCUCCAGGAGCCCAGUCUGGCCCGGGGUCAGUCAUCCGGCAACCAUGGGGUGCCGCUAGGUCUGAGGAAAGGGGCCUAACCCUGCGGGCUGCGUGCUCUACAGCAGGACCCCCUUACCAAAACCCGAGGCCUGGCUCAGCGCCAAGGCGCAGCCCCCAGGCCAGGCCCUCCCCGCCUCUGAAGUCACGACCCCUCUCCUCUGGAGCUCCACCUGCCUGUGAGGAGGGGUCAGCAGGACCGGACCGGAGUGGGAGGGAUGUGGCCAACAGGCCCAGGUCCCAGUGUUAGGAAGGACCAGGCCCGACCGCCCCCGCCCGAUGGGGGCGAGGCGGAGCCACCAGGUGGACCACCUUCCCUACUGCCACCCCGAGGUUCCAGUGGACAUCAAAACCCCGGCUCCAUCAAGGGCUCCAGGACUCCGAUCGGGACGGCGCGGGGGGCGAGGCCAGGGUGAGGGCGCGGCGAAGGGGCGACGCACAGCACGGGGCGGGCAAGGAGCCUCCCUUCCGUGCCGAGGCCCCCCCAACCCCCGAGGCGCUUGGACCGUGGGAGAGUCCUCUGGCGGCGCCCGGGCUCCGGCCCCGCCCCAUCCCCGCCCCGCGCCUGCUGUUGGCGGAAAGUUCAGGGCCGCGCCGCGAUUGGCCGACACGCCACAGGCCCCGCCCCCUACCCGACCCGCUCCAAGACGGCCCGGGCUCUGGGGCUGCGCGGCAGGCGGAGCGGCCGCGGGCUUGGGGGCUUCGCCGGGGCCGGGCGGCCGGCGCCCCCGGCUGCUCCCGCCGCCGCCCGGACCCGCGCCCCGCCGGGGCAGCGGUGGUGAGAGCCCCGACUCCCCGGACGCCGCCCGCCGCGCCAUGGGGUUCCCGGCCGCGGCGCUCCUCUGCGCGCUGUGCUGCGGCCUCCUGGCCCCGGCCGCCCGCGCCGGCUACUCCGAGGAGCGCUGCAGCUGGAGGGGCAGCGGCCUCACCCAGGAGCCCGGCAGCGUGGGGCAGCUGGCCCUGGCCUGUGCGGAGGGCGCGGUUGAGUGGCUGUACCCGGCUGGGGCGCUGCGCCUGACCCUGGGCGGCCCCAAUCCCAGAGCGCGGCCCGGCAUCGCCUGUCUGCGGCCGGUGCGGCCCUUCGCGGGCGCCCAGGUCUUCGCGGAACGCGCAGGGGGCGCCCUGGAGCUGCUGCUGGCCGAGGGCCCGGGCCCGGCAGGGGGCCGCUGCGUGCGCUGGGGUCCCCGCGAGCGCCGGGCCCUCUUCCUGCAGGCCACGCCGCACCGGGACAUCAGCCGCCGCGUGGCCGCCUUCCGCUUUGAGCUGCGCGAAGACGGGCGCCCCGAGCUGCCCCCGCAGGCCCACGGUCUCGGCGUAGAAGGUGCCUGCAGGCCCUGCAGUGACGCUGAGCUGCUCCUGGCCGCAUGCACCAGCGACUUUGUAAUUCAUGGGAUCAUCCAUGGGGUCGCCCAUGAUGUGGAGCUGCAGGAGUCUGUCAUCACCGUGGUGGCCGCCCGGGUCCUCCGCCAGACACCGCCGCUGUUCCGGGCGGGGGGAUCCGGGGACCAGGGGCUGACCUCCAUUCGUACCCCCCUGCACUGUGGCGUCCGCCCGGGCCCAGGCACCUUCCUCUUCAUGGGCUGGAGCCGCUUUGGGGAGGCCUGGCUGGGCUGUGCCCCACGAUUCCAGGAGUUCCGCCGUGCCUACGAGGCUGCCCGUGCUGCCCACCUCCACCCCUGUGAGGUGGCGCUGCACUGAGGGGCCGGGUGCUGGGGAGGGGCUGGUAGGAGGGAGGGUGGGGGGCCCACUGCUUUGGAGGUGAUGGGGACUAUCAAUAAGAACUUUGUUCACACAAGCUGCUGUGGACCUGGUCUCCUGUGUCCAGCCCAGCCUUGGGCCUGCCUUGCAGCUGUGAGGAUGGCUCCAAUUCCUGCCUCCCAGCGGGAGAGUGAGGCUCAGGGGAAUGGUAUCUUGUUCAAGACCAUUUGGCAACUGAGAGGGAGAGCAGAUGUCAGGAGGAGCUACACCCACAUUCCGGGGAGGGGCCGCUGCCGGGUGGGGGGCACAUGGGGACCUGCACUCAUGCAAGCUUCUGCUCUGCUGCGUCCACCAGCCCCGUCCUCGCCCACACCCUUGCCCGCUUCCCUGGCUGGCUCCCACUUGCCUCCUGUGCCAGGUGCUUCUGGGGCUCAGCAGGAGAGGAAAGGGGCAGAGGAGCACAGGGUCCCUCGGGUACGGUGGGGGCAGGCGGGCGCACAGCGCUCUGGCUCUGAGCCAGGCCUGUGAGGGAAGGGGCUGCAGGCUGGCAGGGUGCCGACUUCCCCCGUGGCCGCUGUGAGCCCGCAGAGUCAUCCUUGGCCCCGUCCCGCCCUUGGGGAAGAAUGGGCCCCUCUGUCCUCAGGCCCCUUCGACGUGCUGAGCAUCCAGACGUGGCGAGGAGCCCGGAGGGUGUGGGGUCCCCUCUGCAGGGUCCUGCUUGUGCCCAUUUCCGGCGGGCGGGGUGCACAAUGGGGUCUCUAAGGACCGUUUCCCGCCACUGGCCCCAUUGUCACUGUCUCCGCCUUCCUCCUUGGCCUUUCAGCUGCAUAAAGGGCCAGUGAGGUUUGGGACAGCCACAGCCCAAGGCCCCGAGGCUAAAAGCCCCUGGAUGGGGGUGUUCCGGGACCCCUGGCCCUGUGCGAGCUGCCUCCUCUCACCCCAGCCCCUCGGAUCCUGGGAAGGAGACAGCCACGGCUCAAGGGCCAGGGACCCCUGGGCUGAGCCCCAGAAAUGGCUUUCCAUUCUCGCCUGGGCCAGGGGUGGGGGUGGAGGCCAGAGGCCCUGCCCAGGCAGACGAAGUCCCCAGCUUUCAAGGGGGAAACAGGCUGUGUGAGGGACACAGCUGUGCAGGGCCCACAGACACGGUCGUUUCUCCAGGUUAGCAGAUGCAGAUGCUUGAUGAGUGCCAUGCUCUCUGUGGACACCUGGGGGGUCACCUCCAGCGCCGCCCUGGGACGUCCACAGGGCAGGUUGUCUGAAAGCUGCACGUGCAAGGGGCUUACCCUUUCACACAGAUCACCUGCCUGCUGAAGGGCUGAUGAGGAUAGGUGAGGAGCGCAGCUGCUGGGCGUCAUGCACUGUGGGGGUUCUCCCACCUUCUGCCCCUCCUCAGGUUCCCUGCUGCUUCUCUCCUCUCCCCAGACUCCUAACUGUGGCAUGCUGAGGGCUCAGGCACAGGACCGCUCCUCUGGGGCCCACAGCCUUACAUCCAUCUGCCCCCAGCCCAAACACUUCCGCAAAGACUAGAGCAGGAGGCAGCCCGUGUGCCCUCUGCGCCACCUCCUCCACUUCUGUCUUGGAUAGGCUUUCCCAUGGGCCGAGCAACCCCCUCACCUUUGGCACCUGCCCUGAUUCUCUGGCCAGCUUCCUACAACCUCUCCUCUUCAGCCACACCCAAGUCCACCUGUUCACAAACACCCUGGGCUGGGCCCUGGCCGAACCCUGGCUUCUACCCACCUGUCUCAGAAGUGCCUGAGCCUUGCACCUACAGACCCUCCCAGAGAAAGCCCUGGCUUUGCAACCACCUGUCUUCUCAUGAGACACAGGCAGACGCAGGGCCACAGGAGUGCCACGGUGCCUGAAUGGGUCUUGGAGCAUUAGACCAGGGGCUUCAUGCCUGCCCUGGGGAUGGGUGGCCAAAGUGGCAUGGGAGAUAGGGAGACGGUGUGGGUGAGCACGUGGGCAGGAGCUACAGGAGCCUGGGGCCUGUGGAUCAGACACCUCCAGGCAAGUGCCAGUUCACACAGGUACAGGUGGCUGCAGAGUGCCCGAAGGCCAAGAAGCAGAGUGCCUGGUGUGGACGCAAGAAGAGUGGGGAGGCCGGGCGCGGUGGCUCAUGCCUGUAAUCCCAGCACUUUGGGAGGCUGAGGCGGGCGGAUGACGAAGUCAGGAGAUGGAGACCAUCCUGGCCAACAUGGUGAAACCGUCUCUAAUAAAACACAAAAAAUUAGCC
This is a messenger RNA of Nomascus leucogenys (northern white-cheeked gibbon), 4747 nucleotides long. RefSeq names its product meteorin, glial cell differentiation regulator (gene METRN). Gene Ontology annotation, molecular function: hormone activity. The record is from RefSeq and is a predicted model, not a curated record. NCBI's taxonomy places the organism in Eukaryota, Metazoa, Chordata, Mammalia, Primates, Hylobatidae. Gene Ontology annotation, biological process: glial cell differentiation; positive regulation of axonogenesis.